This is a messenger RNA of Cuscuta campestris, 876 nucleotides long. NCBI's taxonomy places the organism in Eukaryota, Viridiplantae, Streptophyta, Magnoliopsida, Solanales, Convolvulaceae. The record is from the annotation of a GenBank genome assembly.
AGAGGUAAUCUCAAAACUUAUGAAUCUACUAUCCUAACCCCGUCUUUGGAUGAACAAAAGAAGAAGGGUAUAGCGCUGAAAGCAACCAAGGAGUCCGUGGAAGAUGACUCAAGCGAUGAUGACAACGAGUUCGGACUCGUCAUCAAGAAGUUCCACAAAUUCAUGAAGAAAGAAUUUGAAAGAAAAGGAAGAAAGCACGGCGGGCCCCCGAAGUGCUAUGGAUGUGGUGAGAUAGGCCACAUCAAGCCGAGGUGUCCAAAAAGCAAAGGCGGCAAGGACAAACCUGGCUUCAAAAAGCAACGCGCCUACAUCUCUUGGGGAGGCGACUCCGGGGAUGAGUCAACGGAUCAGGAAGAGGAGGAAGCCGCCAACCUCUGCCUCAUGGCGCACGAAGAUCAAACCGACAACGUUCAAGAGGUAUGCUUGAAGGCGUCAAGUGUACUUUGGUACCUUGAUAGCGGAUGUUCCAAGAACAUGACCGGAGAUGCAUCCAAGUUCCUACAAAUCAAACCCGCUAAAGGAGGAAACGUAGUCUUUGGAGACAAUAGCAAAGGAAAAAUAAUUGGGGUCGGCUCAGUAGGUAAGUCCGAAGACUCGUCUAUAGAUAAUGUCUUGCUUGUUAAAGAUAACCCUCGCUUGGCGAGAAAGGAUAUUUGUGAUGAUCUUGCAGAAUCAUUAGAGAGAAUACACGUUGAUGACGAUGAGGAGAACACGGGUAUCUACACCAACCCGCAACCACAAUCUGAGGAAACACCUCAAGUGAUGGUUGAAAAUGAGGACCAAGCGGACGGAGAAGAUCAAGAGGAAGCCCAGGAACAAGAGGAAACCGAGCUUCCCAUCGCUUGGAGAACACACAGGAACCAUCCACUUGACCAG